Messenger RNA from Porites evermanni, 7724 nucleotides. The record is from the annotation of a GenBank genome assembly. NCBI's taxonomy places the organism in Eukaryota, Metazoa, Cnidaria, Anthozoa, Scleractinia, Poritidae.
AACGAAAUGGCGGAUAGGAUUUUGCUUAAUGCCACGAAAGGGAAACCUAAAGCUUUGAGUAUUUGUAACAAAGAACUAAGAAGUGUUCCACCAUUAAUUGGAAAAUUGACGUCUUUAAAAAAUGUGGACUUAAAGAACAAUUUUUUAACAGAUCUUCCUCCAGAAUUUUCCUCGCUUAAACAGGUGACAGCUUGUUUAAAAUGCCCUAAAUGUAAACAUAACAGUUGAAGUAAUUUAAAACAGUUUUGUUUUCUUUUAAGCUGGAAUCUCUUAACUUUGGAAACAACAAGUUUGAAGAUCUUCCACAAGUUCUAUCCUUCCUGUCUGGUUUACAGAGAUUACAUCUCUUCAAUAACCAGUUAAAGAAACUCAACUCUGUGGUUUUAAGUGAGUAAAGGACUUGAGACCAGUGCAAUACAUUCAUCAGCUCCCCCAAGUAGGAUUUUCAGAAUUAAUUUUUAAGGAGUGUAUGAAAGGAAAAGUAAAGAAAGUAGAAGACCGAGUGUAAGGUCAUUUUUUCCUUACUUUCAUUUCUUAGUCUAUUUUGGGACUCUCUAAUGGGUGGUCCACAGAUGGGGUGGGUAAGGGAUAGUCUAUGGACCAGUUUGUGGAGUGGUCCAUGGACCAGCGGGUCUUAAGUACAGGAUACAUUCCACAGGUCAAGUAGCUUGUGCCAGGCUCUCGUUCACCCUCUCUCCCUAGCUUUCACACAUUUUUUUAUGCUUUUUUUCGAUCCGUUGUCUCCACUAUCUUGGAGCCUGGAGCAGGCUAUAGGUCAAGUAGCAUGCUGACUUAAACUCUGAGCUGAAGAAUGUGUGACCUUUAUUUUAGAAUAACCUGCAAUCAGGCAUUAUAAUUUUUUUCUGGGAAAGUGGAAAAAAGAACACUUUAUGCAUUUACUUCACCAGUCAUCUGUCAUCCCUAAUUAAGGCAUCUAUCAACAUUUCAUGUCAGAUUUUUCCACAAAUUCAAGCAGUUAGCAAUAAAAAUUGAUCAGAAUGUAUCAUUCUACUUUCCAGGCAAGCAGUAAAUGCUAAGUUGAUACAGUAGGAAGUCGUUAGCAAAAACAUCACAGAUUUUAAAGACCAAUUUGCACUGCUGUUAUUGUUAAUCUUGCCUUAUCAUUUGCCGUUUUCACACUAGAGACAGAUAAUCUAUCUUCAAAAUCCGUCGAAAUUGACCUAACAACAGAUAGAUAAUGUCAGGCGGAUUGUCUGACAAAAUUAAGACUAUUCCAUUUUCAAAUUGAGACGUAUUAUUUGUCUGACGCGAAUUAUCCAACAGAUAACCCAUCUCAUACAGAUAAUCCAUCUCUAGUGUAAAUACUGUACAGCCAUUGAAAACAAUAUUAAUAGUGGAAGAACAGAAAUGUGUGUUUUACUGGAAGUGAUGUGUACAGUAAAUGUAUCAUGCAUCCCUUUCUCCUUGUCUCUCAUACAAAAAGAAAGAAGGACCGCCUGAACACAGGUUAAUUUUAGAACUGUCAUUCACAGACCCAGUCUAUUGGAAGGUUCUGUGGACUGGGGUAAGUUUUUCAGGAUUAUCAAUUGAUGUUAUACAUGAUAACUGGACAUGAUCUUUUGGAAUUAUAUGAGGUUUGUGCUAAAAGAUGAUUAAAUUUGAUUAUUUCAGUAAUAAAUUUACUUUUUGGCUAGCACUUCAGAGAUCUGGGCUAGUAAACUAAAGUAGCAGCUUGAUUCUUUUUUCAUUUUCGUUUUAUCCUAUAUUUGGUAGAUAACAAGGCUGAAAAAUUCCCUCAUUCUAAUAUUGUGAUCUCUAGGUGGACUUCAGAAGUUAACAUUUCUUAAUCUGAAUGGAAAUCAGCUACAAUCACUACCUAGAGAAAUAAACAGGUACUGAGAGUCAGAGCGAGGUCAUCAUUAUAUUUUGCUUUCUCUGAGUAACAUCAGUGAUCUGUAAUUUCAUCUUUCACUAUUAAAGUAAGAGAACAAUAUUAUCAGUCUGAAGAAAUUGAAUAUUUUCCUCAAGAAGCACCCUCCCCCAAAUUUGAAAUACGUGGUAACUUCUUGAGCUUUGUGUUUGCCUAUCUUUGGCACAAAAUUUUUCAUAAUGAUAUUUUGGUUAUUUUUGGUAAAUUUCAGACUGGUGUCAUUACAGUUUCUCAGUGUGGAUCAUAAUCAACUGCAUAGUGUUCCCACCGAGAUCUGUCAUUUGAUCAAUCUUGCAGAGUUACAUCUUGCUGACAAUCAAAUUUCAAGGUAAAUUUAGACACUCUAGGCAUGUGACAAUAGACGAAGCCAAGUUAUAGUGAUGUAGCCCUCUAAAUUGCAUUUGACUCUGGAAAUGUGCUUUAUGUUUUAAUGAAUUACAGCCUUCCAGAAGAUAUGGCAUUUCUAAGGAAUCUUACAAAGCUCUAUGUGUACAAAAACUUGAUUGAAGAGUUGCCAGAGGUGAGGUGUUACUCAUUACCCAAUUCCAUUCAAUAUCUUUUUUUUAUAGUCAUAGUGGCAUUAAUCUUCUUUCCUGUAUCUCAUGCUGUAUUAUGAGAACCAGUUAGGUAUCUAAUUUCUGGCUAUGCCCCGCAUCUUAUAUCAAUAUACUUUUUUUCUUGUUGUUAGUGCACAUUGGUUUGUGCUUGUAAUGUUUGGAGUUAGACUUAGUUUAAUGUCAGUAUACUGGUACCCCUUCCGGAUACCUAGUUUACAAGUUCCAUUCCUAUCCCUUUUAACUGCUGUUAAUGCACUGACAUUAAAAAAUGAACAAAUCACAAAUCAGAACAUUUUGUCAACUUUUUCACAGCCAUAAAAUGUAUCUGUUUACCUUUUUGAGCCUUUUUACCAACCAAAAUGACAGAUUUUCCUGCCCUUCCAAUAUACUUAAAGAGUAAAAUCCCUACCCUUUCAUAUACUUGAAUCCUGAAAAAGGUACCCAUUUUGGGUGGAGCCUCCCCAUAUAGGCCAUUUUAGAAAGUUUAAAAUUUGCCCUUGUUGGCAUUGCCUUCCCAGUGUGAUCCUAAGAUAAGAUACCUAAGGGUUACCUAAAAUGUAUCUCCUAAAAUUCAAGUGUGUAAAUGCCCAGCUACACAAGAGACAAAUUUUUUGUCUAAACUGGAUUAUUUCUUACAGCAUUGGGAAAGCGAUUUAUUGAAGGUUUGUGGGUUAGUUAGUUUUUGUUCUUCCCUUUUACAGGGUUUGAGCCAGGCUGCGCCAUUGCGCCAAUCUCGCACUGCAAUUGAAAUUGUCCCUUAAAAAAAUGGCCAAGGGGACAAUUUGUCCCCUUCAAAAUUUAGGGGAAAAAACUCGAAAGGAAGCACACACGAAGAGAUUUAUUUCAGUACAGAAGUUUCAAGCUAAAACAGAACAUGGAAAGUAUAUUUUAUCGCACGUUUAAAGGGGCUGUGUCAUGGCAGUCCCGUUCAUUUUGUUUAAUUUUGCCAAUUACUCGCCUUCAAUCGCUGUGGAACUUAAAGUAAGCAGAGAAAUCACAUGUAAAUGACAAAAUCAGAGAUCCGAGACAAACAAAUAUGUCUCCUGAGCAUUAUUUUUGAAGCAGCAGGGAUCAACUUUGAAAAACUGUUAGGCUGCACAGUUUUAAAAAAAUGGUAAUUUCAAUCCGUUUCAAUCUACUUCAGUUUUGCCCAUCCAUGACAUCUUUUGUUUCUGUUAUGUUAUUUUAACCUUCCUUUUAAAGUUUUCAGGGGUUAUUUUAUGUUUCUCUUAAAAUAACAGGCAUUUAUUUUGUAAUUUCCUAAUUUGGCUGAAUUUCGUGACACAGCUCCUUUAAAGUUCAUUCUUAAGUCGCGUUUCAGUCACGCUCUACUGAACACGUACGUCUCAUGCUCAACCAAGCGUGGUGAACGCGCCUGGCAAUCGUUAACAUGUCACAUCGACAACGUGUUCGAACAUUAGGAAGCUUUUUCGCUCCAAAUCAAAGCCAGAGUGAAUCAGAGAAAAAUGAUACAGAAGAAGAACAGUGUAUUAAUCAGGAAGAAACUGAUGAGGAUCGAAGGAAACCGAAAAAAAUUACGAGAUCACACGUGGUUGCGCUAUGAAAAGGAGGCGAUGUUCUGCUAUUUUUGUCAGAAAUCUAAGAAGACAAACCCCUUUGCAUCAGCAGAAGGGUGUACAAAUUUCUGUCCCCCUAAAACUGAAAAUGUCCCCCAAAAUUUUAGACAAGGGGACAAAUUGUCCCCCAGUGAUCAAAUCCUAGCUCAAACCCUGCCUUUUAUAUUGUGUCAUUUUUCAGGUUUGUGCCUUAAAUAGGGUAUUAAUAAUAUUAUUUGAUUGUCUCAUCUUUAAAUUGGAUCUGGGUUUAAGACCCUGGGUGGAGCCUCCCUGUACAAAGAUUUUCCUUGGUAACCCCACCCCCUUCCAAGCACACACUUCAUGAAGUUUAAAACUAAGGGUGAAAACAGAAUGAAGGGAUUAGUGGGCAGUGCUCGACAUUUGUUGGGUUGUGUGGGGAGGGAAAUGCUAUGGGCCUGCAGUAACUGGCUCCAUGUUGUUGUGGCUGCUCAACCAACAACAGGUUCAGCUAUCUGAACAUAGGUAGUAACCUUGAGGUUAUCGGUUCAGUAAAUUCAUUUUGAGAAGUUAUGAUACUUUGUACUCUUUAUUGGUGAAGAUAAAAGUGAACUCAAUGUAGUUUUGUUUAACAGGGCUUGUCAAAAUGCACGCAGCUCAGAGUACUGGAUGUGUCAGCUAACAGAUUGCGGAUAUUUCCAGCUGAGGUGUGGCUUUUCUUUUUGGUUUAGAUUUCAUUCUAUAAACAUUUCUUACUUCAACUUAUUGCUCAAGAAGAUUUAUCAAAGGAGAUUAAUUGUAUUUUGUAUUUACAGUAUAUCAAGAUAUGGGUUAAGAAGUAUAUUAUACAUUUCAAGGCAAUUUACAAUUACCAUUAAUAAAACUCAUUUGAUGCAAUUUUCCAUGGAGCAUGAUCAAAUGCACUUAAAGGUGGACAUGUCCUGUUCAUUCCCCCCCGCCCCCGCCCCCGCCCCCGCCCCGCCCAAAAAAGCAAAAAUGUAUUUUUUAACUGUGUGGUAAUAGAGGAAGAUUAGGGCAGCUCAACUCCCCCUCCCCUCCCCUCCCCCAGUCUUUUCUUUCACUGUUCCACGGCCUGUGAAAUCAGAUUUGAUAUUAAUUUUUGGAACAGGAAAACCUAUGAAAGAAGUAAAGGUCAAAUUACUACCCUUUGUUUUUGAACGUGAUAAUGUAUGAUAAUCAGUUUGGAACAGAAUAAAAUUCAAACCAAGGUAAAAACUAAACCACAAUAUGCACUUUCAAAGUUGUAGAAUGCAUUAAAGAGCUAUUUAUAUAAUCUGCACUUCUCACAGUAUUCCCUCUUAGACUGUUGCUGCUGUAAUGAUGUUUCUAGCAUGAUUUGUGUGUUGUUUCUUUUUUUAUUUCUCCAGCUGGCUCAUCUUCCGCUGAAGGAACUUUACUGUGAGGAAAACAAUCUUCUUCAACACAUACCAGUUCACUCUCAACAAGAAGAUGAAGUAUUAACAUUAAAGGUAAGACUGAGAACACUGUAUCAGAAAUUAAAGCAACUUGACAUGCCAUAUUCAGUUCUGUAGAGUAAUGUGUCGUUAGUUGUCACUGAUGUGGAAAAUAUUUAGUGGGUUAUCUUGUUUUCUUGUUUGAAAAUGAUUCCCAAAGUACUGUUAUUGCUGGUAUUAUAAGCUAUUGUACUGUUUGUAGUGUUUUGUUCAGUUAUCUAACUUUACUUCUUUAACUCUAACCCUUUUACUUACAUGCAUAUUCUUUCUUUAGGAAAUAACCGCAAGAUUUGUUUUAAAAGAACUUCGAGAUGGGUAAGAGCCAUUUACUGUGCCCUCCUCAAAAAUAAAAGAAAACAAUAUGUUUUUAACACUUUCACUCCCAGAAUGUGCCCAGUAAAACAACUGACAAAAUCUAGGUAAGUCAUCUCGUAAAUGUCAUCGGUAAGAGGUGUACUUGAAUGGUCACAUUAAUUUUAAUUCCUUUUACAGACUCAGAAGUUAGAACCACCUUAAAGCUUUCGUCAUUCACUCUGGGCCGGAGUGCAAUGAUUUUUAAAUUUUGAACCCUUUUUACCGUAAAUAAUAAUGAACCUGCAAUAACCAAAAUUUGUUUCCUGAAAUGAACUAAAAUGUUGUUUAAUUCUGUGCUGCAGGCGUUCGUUUGUGAAACGUAGCAUACGUCACUUUCCCAAGGUACAGGAGAUGUUACAGUACGCCAGUGAAUGUGCAGUGUGUGGACAGUCCUUUCUUAAUACAUGGUUAGAGUGUGUACACUUUGUGGACGCCCAUAGAGUAAGUAACGACGGUUUGAUUCGUCCUGAGCCACAAGCUUUUGUAAAAGAUGUAUAGAGCUUAUUUUCUCUUUCAUUUGUCUCGCGUCAAAUUUCCGAUUCAUUUUACCAGCUGUAACAUUUUGAGUGUCACAUGAGAGUCUUGCCACUACCCAAAAUUACUGAGGAAGAAAGAUAAGAAAACCGAGGAGAAGCCGAGUUUUAUAGUCAAAACUCUCCUCUUCUUGCCUGUAAUGCAGGCUCUUGGCUUUGGAGGUUUGACUACAAAAUUAGCAAACGUCCAUGUAUUUGGAUGCCACGUCAAAAACUCUUUCUCGUGAUUCAUUGAGCUUCUCGAACAAUGAAUAAUUGGUGGAGAAAACUCAAAGAAAUCGCAUGUAUGGAUUUGAACCUCGAAAGAUUUGGUUUGAGUGUCGGUUUGAAAGUCCAGGACUUUGACCACCAGAACAAGUGGGCUUGAUCUUCUGAUUUUUAUUGUUGCAGGUCUUACGUACAAAGACGAAGCCAGGAAUAAUUCCAAUCCGAGGACUUCUUUGUUCUUAUAAAUGUUUCAACUCUGAGGGUCAUGACUAUUUUGGCAUCGCCUAUGUUGGAGAUACUUGAUGAGGAUUUUCAUGGAGAUAGAUUCAAAUUCCUUGUCAAGAACUCCAGCCCUUUCUUGAGUGGAAUACAAACGGAAUAGUGGCGCGGAGUGAUUGGUUACCGUUUCCGGUCAUACCAGGUCCACAGCUUUGAUGCUGAGCUUCGAAAAAGAAGAGCCAGUCAUUGCCUUUUUAUUGGCUUAUGUGUGCAGGCGUUCAGUUGACAUAAGUGUUCUUGUGUAUUCGCUGCUUUGAACAUGAAGAAAGUAUGAAGAAAAUGGUGUACACUAUUAAGUCACUUUAUAUCUCUUGCUUGUCAGUGAAGCGAAGACAAACUUGACACUGUUAGUUCUUCGGGGACAAACUCGACAAAUUUAUAUAAUUGAUCUGACAGGUUUGUUGGACCUGUAAGAUCUCUUAACCAACUGCCGAUUGAUUAACGUCACUCAGGGACAAUGUUCAAGAAAUAGAGAAAACUUCUUACUCUCCACGAUUACCAGGAAUUGUUUUAAAAAGACUUUCAUGGAAAGUUUGGCAAGUUUUUUCCCAACUGUAGCAUUUUCGGAAAAAUAGCCCGACGGUUUUUCGACCCGUUGUUUAAUGGCGUUAAAUAUAUUCGUUAAAAAAUUGAACAUUAUGUACUUAGUCGAGGCUUUGUUCUGAAAACUUCUUGUUUCCAAUUAUUUAAGCUGGAUACAGAGACAAAAUGAAUUGUAAACUGUAGGCAUUUGGUAGAAAAUCGGAAAGGCGGUUCCAUCCUUUUAUUUUGCAUGCACAAGUAUUUAACUCGUCGCUAAUAAAGUCUAUUGGGUUGUUUGCUGAGAGGAGGAAGGACUGUUUGAGAAUCUUAGAUAGCAUAGUUGGGCCUAAAUGCUCGAGUGUUCCAGACUC